Messenger RNA from Planococcus citri (citrus mealybug), 2373 nucleotides. RefSeq names its product glucose dehydrogenase [FAD, quinone]-like. The transcript has 8 exons. Gene Ontology annotation, molecular function: oxidoreductase activity, acting on CH-OH group of donors; flavin adenine dinucleotide binding. NCBI's taxonomy places the organism in Eukaryota, Metazoa, Arthropoda, Insecta, Hemiptera, Pseudococcidae. The record is from RefSeq and is a predicted model, not a curated record. The coding region runs from base 398 to 2344 and encodes 648 amino acids.
UUUGCUGAAAUUUAUUUACACGCACGAACACGUAUAAAAUAUACAUCUAAUUAUUAAACUAUGUCAUCGAAUGACGAAUGCAGUUCAUCACAACAAUAUCAGUUUCAAUUUAUUUUGUAAUAUUGAGUCGAGUUCUAUCGCGAGAGCGUUUCCCUGAUGUGAGAAUUUCACAGACUUUAAUAUAAUUUCGCUUUCAAUUUUGUUCGUUCGAGAUAAUAUUCGAUAGUUCGAUUCGAAAUGAUGCGCUGAUACGAAUAUUUUACAUGUGUCUGAACACAAUUUCAGAACGAUGAGGAAUCUCAAGACAGUUCCGAGAACUCCAAAACUGACCAUUCAGCUACCGCAUCGUCUGAAUUACUUGGAAAUUUCGUAACCAAACAUCAUACACAAAAGCACUAUGGGAGCUUUGGCAGAACAAGCACGUGCUUUUACCCACAUCACAUACACUUAUGGAGCCAGUGUGGCCUAUAUCGCCAUGCUGUACGCUGGUCUCAUCGCAUUCCGCCCCGAUAUUCAAGAUGGCGAUAAUCGAGUCGAAGAUUUACCAUUUUCCAAACUGUACGACGAGUAUGACUUCAUUAUCGUAGGAGGAGGAUCGGCUGGGUCUGUGGUGGCGAGCCGAUUGUCCGAGAAUGCCAACUGGACGGUUCUGCUAUUGGAGGCUGGAGGUGAAGAAUUUAUUCUUACAGAGCUACCAUUGAUGUAUCCUAGUUUACAACUGACACCUUUGGAUUGGCAAUUUAAAACCGAACCGUCGGAUAAAUUUUGCCUGAGUCAAAAUAAAAGAUGUAAUUGGCCCAGAGGAAAGGUUAUCGGAGGAUCGAGUGUGUUGAACGCGAUGCUUUACGUACGAGGAAAUCGAGCAGAUUACGAUCGAUGGGAGCAGCUUGGAAAUGAAGGCUGGAGCUACGAAGAAGUAUUACCUUACUUCAAGAAAUCCGAAGACAUGAGAAUAGCCAAUCUGCAAAACUCCCCCUACCACGGAACCGGAGGUUAUCUCACCAUAGAAGAGCUUCGUUACCAAUCAGCCAUCACAAAAACUCUCUUAGACGCUGGCCAAGAACUAGGCUACAAGGUGAUCGACGUGAAUGGAGAAUCGCAAAUAGGGUUCACCAAAACUCACGGUACUCUGCGAAAUGGUCUACGUUGCAGUACAGCUAAAGGAUUCUUGAGACCGGUCAAAAAUCGUCCAAAUUUACAUAUCAGUUUAUUCUCACAUGCGACCAAGAUACUCGUGAACAACGGUAGCAAAACGGCCGAAGGAGUUGUGUUCCAAAAACACGAAGGGAGAUCCAAGACUGUCAAAGCACGUAAAGAAAUAAUACUCAGCGCAGGCAGCGUAAAAACACCGCAACUUCUAAUGCUAUCUGGAAUCGGACCCGAGAAUCAUCUACGUCGAAAAGGAAUAGAAGUCGUGCAUCAUUCACCUGGUGUCGGUCAAAAUCUCCAAGAUCACGUGGCUAUUGGAGGUGUGACAUUUCUCUUCGAUUCUCCUCCUACAACCAAACCUACAGGAGCAGGAAUCGUACUACCGAGGUUAUUCACCCUGAAAACCUACUAUUCGUUCAUCAAUGAUCACACUGGACCAGUUUAUAGUUUACCAUUUUGCGAAGUUAUGGCUUUCAUUAACUCGAAAUACAAUGACAACUCUAGCUGGCCCGAUAUUCAACUUAUAAUAGCUACAGCAGGUGAUAACGAUGAUGGUGGCUUGUUCAAUCGGAAAACCAACGGAUUGACUGAUGCAGCUUACGCCAAAGUUUUCGAUCCUAUUCUUUAUAAAGAUGCAUACACUGUGGUGCCAUUACUCCUCAGACCUCAGAGUGUCGGACGAAUCGAGCUCAAGGAUAAGAAUCCACGAUCUAAGCCUCUGAUUUACCCAAAUUAUUACGAUAAUCCGCACGAUAUGAAAGUUCUGAUCGAAGGAGCAAAAGUGGCAUACUCGCUGAGUCGAACGAACGCCAUGAAAUUGUACAAUACCAGUUUUCACACUAUUCCUUUUCCUGGAUGUGAACAGCAUGCCAUAUUAAGCGACGAAUACUGGGAGUGCCAAGCUCGUCAAUACACGUUGACAAUUUAUCAUCCGGUAGGAACUAGUAAAAUGGGCCCGGACGACGAUCCAGAUGCAGUAGUCGAUCCUCAACUACGAGUACGAGGUAUCUCGAAGCUACGAGUAAUCGACGCCUCGAUCAUGCCAAAAAUCGUCAGCGGUAAUACAAACGCUCCGACCAUAAUGAUCGCAGAAAAAGGAUCAGAUUUGAUCAAGUACGAUUGGAUGCCUCCUUCGUUAAAGAAAUCAAAAAAACCUCGUAAAAAUAAAAUGAAACCGAAAAUUCGUCGUCAUUGAAAUAAAUUCUUUGCAAAAAGUCGAGUUUA